AUGAUGUGUCUCACCCUGAGUGUCGUCUCCACAUCUAAUUCUCCACUUUUGAUGAAGAUUGCAAGGAAACCAUCGAUUGCUCCAAAGAAGAUCCCAUUGAUCAAGCAUAAGGGAGAACAUAUACAAAAGACCAACAGAGAUAGACAAAUAGAGAGAUCGAAGCAGGUAGCAGAGUUCAACAAGAAACUAGCAGCAGUACCAGAGGACACAUCACAUCAUAUGUUCUUCUCAUUCAAUGAGGCUUUGAUUCCACCAUACUAUGUGAUCAUCGAUACCAACUUUAUCAACUUCUCCAUUUCAAACAAGAUCGAUAUUGUACAGGGUCUGAUGGACUGUCUGUACGCCAAGUGUAUCCCAUGCAUAACAGACUGCUGCUCGGCAGAAAUCGAGCGUCUUGGACCCAAAUACAGAAUUGCACUCAAGAUAUCCAAAGAUCCACGCUUCCAACGUCUAACAUGCAUGCACAAGGGAACAUACGCUGAUGAUUGCAUCAUUAACAGAAUAACAAUGCAUCGUAUGUACAUGGUUGCCACUUGUGAUGCUGAUCUAAGGAGGAGAAUAAGAAAGGUACCAGGUGUACCCAUUAUCUACUUGAAAGGAAAGAAAUACACGAUUGAGAGAAUGCCAGAUGCUCCUGGUGCUCCAAAGUAA
This is a messenger RNA of Acytostelium subglobosum LB1, 651 nucleotides long. RefSeq lists its product as hypothetical. The transcript is spliced from 5 exons. The record is from RefSeq and is a predicted model, not a curated record. Bases 1 to 651 code for a protein of 216 amino acids. Gene Ontology annotation, cellular component: small-subunit processome; nucleolus. Lineage: Eukaryota; Evosea; Eumycetozoa; Acytosteliales; Acytosteliaceae.